GAUGCACACAACCAGUCGCGAGCAUGUCGGUGUUAGUAGGGCCCACUGAGUGGGCCUCUUACGCUCGCCUCAGUCACGCCGGGCUCAGUGACUUCGCGUCCGCCGGUUCGAUCGGUUCUUCUUCGCUACUCGCGCGCGCUAUCGCUUCCUCCGCUGUGCGACCUAAGAAACUUCCCCGAAUAUUCAGGAUUCGUUCGACGUGCUGCUCCGAGAAUCGAAGACUCUCGAGCGAAAGAGGCUAGUGUACCACCGAGAAUCGCUGCUCUCGAACUGAUCGAUCGUCUCGUCCGCGUGUUCGAGGGGGACCUUGAAGUGCCUAUAUUUCAUCCCCGAACGUCAGCUCCCGCGAGCUACCAGGAUGCAGUUCGAGCCUACUUAUCGAGGGGUCUGAGGGCAACGCUUACAUCCGAAGCGAUAAAAGCGGGGAUAUUCCCCGUGGCCACGUGAGAAGCCGCAUUAAAUCAUACACGCCACGGGGCCCGGACCCGCGGGGAAUAUAACGUCCUUUAUGCGAAAGGGAAGGAAACCGGCGGCGAUCGGUGCACCGCGCCGUUGAAUCGGUUCAUUGACGUUUCUUCUCCCCCCGUAAAACCGAUCAUCCGUGAAAACCCCAGUAAAAUCUGGUUACGCGGCGAAGCGAGGCGAGGCGAGGCAAGGCGAUCCUUUCGAUUUCCACGAAACCGUGAAAACCGCCUGCGAUACAGAGCCGAUUGUCAGCUGUUCGAAAGACAGAGAGGAAGAAAAAAGAGAGGGGGACAGAGAAAGAAAGAGAGUGAGAGACGGGGAGAAAAAGGAUGAUGCAAUUCGAUCGGUCCGGCGGGAUCGCGCGUGACGAGAUGAUUCGGCGGUGCGAGCCGCGCCAUCAAGGCGAACGCGCCGCGACAAUCGAGAAAAGGAUCGACAUCGAGCUGUCGGCAACCGGAAGGAUCCGCAACGCGAUGGACUGAGCAGACCCUCUCGGCCCAGAAUCGAGACGCGACCGUCCUAUCAGCACUGCCCGCUGUUGCCUGCGGUAACAGUUAGUGUACAGUGAAUGAAUCCUCCGUCGCUGGACCGCAGUAUCUGGAUCCUCUUCACGCUCGAUCGAGGCCGACUCCGAAAUCUUGUCAGCGAAUUACUGCGACCCGCCGAACGGCAAGUGGAAAGUGACGGCCGAGUGACAUAAUAGAGGAAAGUGCCGGUUGAUCGACGACGGGUUUCUGUGUCGGGGGAAAAGAUGUCGGAAGUAGACGCGAGACACGUCCUCGUGCCCAUGGAAUUAAACUACUUGUUGCUGCGGGAAGUUUUUUAAAGAACAAUCGUUUUGUGAGUUUCUCUUCGUUGAUCGCUGGACCAGCGUCUUUGGCGAUGCAACUUCGCGGUGAACAGUGUCGAAGAAUUUUCUUCACGGUCGACGAGUUGAACGUGUGACAGGUUGCGCGGAGGACAAUGUCGUCAAACGGUGAAUUCUCGACGAUGUCCAGCGAAGAGGUGCCCUCACUGCCAAAGUCCCUGCCGAGCUCCAGGGAGGCGACGGCCGAGGGCAGUUCCGGUUCCAGCGGCGGAUACAUGCCACUACGCGAAUUCCUGGAUAGGUUUUCGUUGCCGAGGGUCGUCAGGCUUGAAGGAGCCGGCGGCAGGCCGGUGUUGCUGUACAAGCAGCAACAGAGAUCACUUCGGGUCACUGCGACGCUGUUGAUACAUCGUUAUCGGCACGAUGUCAAGGUGGGACCGGAAAUCGUCAUACCAGAAGGUUAUCCGGGGUGGUUUUCUGUGAUAUCUGGCGGUAGCACUACGGGCAGCGCACGAGUCUAUAGAAGAGUAGAUUCUCUAGUACGAGCUGGCGUGCCUGCAUUUCUUUUAGCGGCGCCAUUAAGGGCAUACAUUUUGACACACUCAAAAAUGGAAAACGGCAAUUUAAGGGCUCAUUAUACGAAGACCACGAUCAGAGCAGGCGAAAUUCUGCGAUUAAUAGCGGUCUUCCAGGAUACGAGGAAGUGCAGUACGGUUUCCUUCGGGAUUUCCGGCAGUUCUUCCGAAAAGGAUCAGUACGCGCAGUGUUUGGAUCCACAUGGUCGCGAAGUGUUUGCACCGUUGUCGGCGAGGGGCGAAUUCUACGCCAUUUGCCAGAACGGUGGAGUCGAUACCGGAAGCGAUGCUGUGCUAUACAAAGUGCAACAUCUUGCAAAAAGACAGCUACCUCUCAGGGUUCGUUUAAUAGCUGGUCCACUUCCGGUUCCCUUGCCAAGAGAAUAUGGUGGUUUAAUGGAAUUGGAAAGCUCUACUCGAGGGCCGAUUGUUUUAGGGUGUAUUGUACCAGAAAGGCCUGUCCACAACCCUGAAAUGCUCGAGCUCGUGGUAACCGGUAGUGGUGCACCACGAGUGAGGAGAGCACGACUAGGCUAUCCAUCAGAAGCAAGGCUGUUAGCAUCGCCAAAAAUGCAACGAUUAUUGUCUGCUUGCAGCCGAGCCGUCGGUGAUCGUGCAACGGAACCAAGAGUGGCACCUUUGAAACUGCACCCAACCGGCGAUAGCUUGAAGGAAAUGCAUUUGAAAAAGAUCAAGCCGAAACCGGAAACAACGAAGCCGAUCCUGCAGAGCCUGAAGGACGGGCUGGAGCAACUAAAGAAGAGCACUGUCCGGGAGAAAAGUCAAACAAGGCAGAACUGUCGGAACGGAUUCUUGGAGCGAAUAUCGAAGUUGACGCAGGGCAGUCGCAGCAGGAAUCCCGCGAAGAAAUCGGCCUCUUUCACGUUCGCGGUGAAGCCGGAAGUCGCGAUCAGAUGCCAGGAACGUUAUUCAAGUUUGGAGCCCGAAACUACCUCUCAUCCGAGUCACUCGAACUCAUCCAAGCAGCCUGUACAAAGAUCAGUUUCCACGAGCAUUUUGGAAAUGCCGGUGAACGUCGAAUUGCAGCCGAAUUACUCUCGAGUCCGAGAUAGUCUUACACCCGUGCCAUCCCUUCCCAAAUUGACCAGGACCAAAGCCGACGACAUUUACGCGGAAAUCUGCGAGAACGCGGCCGCGCAAGUUCAAAAGUGUCCCGGGAGCCACGUGAUGGCCAGAAUUAAAAUAGUGGUGAAAGGACGCGAUUCGGCCGUAGACCUACCGAAUAAGAUCAGUAACGAUAGAUACAUGAACUCGAUGAUGGCAAACGAGCGAAUCGACUCGAUUAUCAGCACGGAGGACGAAGUUAUUUACAAUACGGUGUUCUGAGCAAGAAGAGUUUGUUAUUACUAUUAAGUAAACCGGCUGUGUUUGAUGAUCGGAAAACCCGUUGAUCGUUUUAAUCGACGCGCAAUUCAAUCUGUAUUAUAUUAUAUAAUAAAUACCACGGAGCUACACGUAACAUUGUAGAAAUGGUAAUGAUUGCAUGCACAUACCUCUGCCAUACGUACUAACAAUUACAAUGAGACCGAUGUGACUUUUAAGGAACGCGCGGUUAGUUGUUUCUAAAAUCAAUGUGAAUAUUGUUCUUAAGACAGAAUUAUGAAAACUUUUGGGGGAAAAAAACUGAAGUGACCCUUUUUCAAAACUUAUUCCAGUUAAUGCGACGCGAAAUAUGAAUAAUUACACAGAAAACCGAAUGUAGACAAUAAAAUAGAUAC
Messenger RNA from Nomia melanderi (Alkali bee), 3587 nucleotides. RefSeq lists its product as uncharacterized. Lineage: Eukaryota; Metazoa; Arthropoda; Insecta; Hymenoptera; Halictidae. The record is from RefSeq and is a predicted model, not a curated record.